Paracoccidioides brasiliensis Pb18 is the source of this 1140-nucleotide messenger RNA. RefSeq lists its product as uncharacterized. The record is from RefSeq and is a predicted model, not a curated record. The transcript is spliced from 4 exons. The coding region runs from base 1 to 1140 and encodes 379 amino acids.
AUGUCGAAUCGUCCAAUCUUUGUUGCGACUCAUCCCCGAGCCUGUUCUACGGCUUUCGAAAGGGUCUUUAUGACACGUCGUGAUGUCCUCCAAUGUGUACAUGAACCUUUUGGAGAUGCAUUCUACUUUGGUCCUGAAAGAUUGAGCCAGAGAUAUGAAGAUGAUGAGCAGGCGAGAGUUGAGAGUGGCUUCGCGUGUUCGACAUAUCGAUCUGUUUUUGACAGGCUGGAGAGUGAAGCAUCCGAGGGAAAACGCCUUUUUAUCAAAGAUAUCAUCCACUAUCUUGUUCCCCCGAACGGAAAGCCAGCCACCAUCGCCCCCUCCUUACUGAGAAUUAAACGCGGUGUCAGCACUGUGGAUGGCAACAGCGUCGAUCCCGUCAGCGCCUUGGCCAUGGAGCCGAGUUCCAAUGGCGAUAACAAGACACCAUAUCCAUACGAUACAUGUGCGGAGGCCGACAAUCCGACUGUUAUUCCGUCUUCCAUGCUAGCCAAAUUCCAUUUCACCUUUCUGAUCCGCGACCCGCACUUCAGCAUUCCGUCCUAUUAUCGAUGCACCAUACCGCCUCUCGAUAAAGUCACUGGCUUUUACGAAUUCUAUGAAUCUGAAGCGGGCUAUGAUGAGGUGCGUCGGGUUUUUGACUACCUUAGUAAAAUACAGCUCAUCGGACCGCAUGACGCCAAUGGAAUCGGUGUUAUGAAUGGCACACCACAUGGGAUCAACGGCGAGACCAACGGCGAAACCAAUGGUGAUGAUAUCGCAUCUGACGCUCACAGUAAAAGGGUUGAAAUUUGCGUUAUCGACGCUGACGACAUGCUCGACGAUCCCGCAGCCAUGAUACAACGUUACUGCAAGAGUGUGGGGAUCGAGUACAAAUUGCAAAUGUUGAAAUGGGAGUCCGAAGAGGAGCACCGAAUUGCCAAGGAGGCAUUUGAGAAAUGGAAAGGAUUCCAUGACGAUGCUAUCAACUCUACAGAAUUGAAAACUAGAUGCCAUAAAAAGGAACCCAAAACCGAAGCUCAGUUUGACGAGGAGUGGCGUGCCAAGUAUGGAGAAAAGGGUGCAAAAAUCAUCCGUUCCGCCGUUGAUCGUAACAUGGCUAAUUACCGGUAUAUGAAGAAAUUCGCUAUGAAGGCGUGA